This is a messenger RNA of Molossus molossus (Pallas's mastiff bat), 2952 nucleotides long. RefSeq names its product PHD finger protein 19 (gene PHF19). Gene Ontology annotation, cellular component: nucleus. Gene Ontology annotation, biological process: chromatin organization; regulation of DNA-templated transcription. The coding region runs from base 216 to 1958 and encodes 580 amino acids. NCBI's taxonomy places the organism in Eukaryota, Metazoa, Chordata, Mammalia, Chiroptera, Molossidae. The transcript is spliced from 15 exons. Gene Ontology annotation, molecular function: DNA binding; chromatin binding. The record is from RefSeq and is a predicted model, not a curated record.
AGCGCCCCGGCCCCUCCUUCCUUCUCCUCCCCCCUCCUCCCCGCGGCGCCCCCGCCCCGCCCCGCCCCCGCCGAGACCCCGACCCCGGCCCCACGAACGGACACUCGGCCGGGCAGCCGCAGGCCGAGCGCAGCCGUCUCUGCCGCCGAUGCGCCUGGUGGCCAGACUCCAAGUGGGACCGGCGGACACGCAGGCUCGCGUAAGAGUGGAAACUGAUGGAGAAUCGAGCUGUGGACCCAGGGACUCGGGACUCUUAUGGUGCCACCAGCCACCUCCCCAACAAAAGGGCCCUGGCAAAAGCCAAGAACAACUUUAAAGACCUGAUGUCCAAGCUGACGGAGGGCCAGUAUGUGCUGUGCCGGUGGACAGAUGGAUUGUAUUACCUUGGGAAGAUCAAGAGGGUCAGCAGUUCAAAGCAGAGCUGCCUUGUGACUUUUGAAGAUAAUUCCAAAUACUGGGUCCUGUGGAAGGACAUACAGCAUGCUGGUGUUCCAGGAGAGGAGCCCAAGUGUAACAUCUGCCUGGGGAAGACAUCAGGGCCAUUGAAUGAGAUCCUCAUCUGUGGCAAGUGUGGCCUGGGUUACCACCAGCAGUGCCACAUCCCCAUAGCAGGCAGUGCCGACCGGGCCCUGCUCACACCUUGGUUCUGCCGUCGCUGCAUCUUCGCGCUGGCUGUGCGGAAAGGCGGCGCGGUGAAGAAGGGCGCCAUCGCCAGGACGCUGCAGGCGGUGAAGAUGGUGCUAUCCUACCAGCCCGAGGAACUCGAGUGGGACUCGCCCCACCGCACCAACCAGCAGCAAUGCUACUGCUACUGCGGUGGGCCUGGAGAAUGGUACCUGCGGAUGCUGCAGUGUUACCGGUGCAGACAGUGGUUUCACGAAGCCUGCACCCAGUGCCUCAAUGAGCCCAUGAUGUUUGGAGACCGGUUCUACCUGUUCUUCUGCUCGGUGUGUAACCAGGGCCCAGAAUACAUUGAGAGGCUACCCCUGCGAUGGGUGGAUGUGGUUCACCUGGCCCUCUACAACCUGGGGGUGCAGAGCAAGAAGAAGUACUUUGAUUUUGAGGAGAUUCUGGCCUUUGUCAACCACCACUGGGAGCUCCUGCAGCUUGGCAAGCUCACCAGCACCCCUGUGACUGACCGAGGACCACAUCUCCUCAAUGCGCUGAACAGUUACAAAAGCCGGUUCCUCUGUGGCAAGGAGAUCAAGAAGAAGAAGUGCAUCUUCCGCCUGCGCAUCCGUGUCCCACCCAACCCGCCAGGGAAGCUGCUGCCUGACAAGGGCCUGGUGCCCGCUGAGAACAGCGCCUCCUCUGAGCUGCGUAAGAGAGGAAAGAGCAAGCCUGGUUUGUUGCCUCACGAAUUUCAGCAGCAGAAAAGGCGAGUUUAUAGAAGAAAGAGAUCAAAGUUUUUGCUGGAAGAUGCUAUUCCCAGUAGCGACUUUACCUCGGCCUGGAGCACCAACCACCACCUGGCCAGCAUAUUUGACUUCACAUUGGAUGAAAUUCAGAGUUUAAAAAGUGCCAGCUCAGGCCAGACCUUCUUCUCAGACGUGGACUCCACAGACGCUGCCAGCACCUCUGGUUCUGCCUCCACCAGCCUCUCCUAUGACUCCAGGCGGACAGUGGGCAGCCGGAAGAGGAAGCUGGCAGCCACCGCGUAUAUGCCACUGCGGGCAAAGCGGCAGGCAGCCGAGCUGGGUGGACGCUGCCCCUCGGACAGCGGUGCAGAGGGGGGUUCGGGCCCUGAGCGGGCAGACGAAGGCAUCGACAGCCACACGUUUGAGAGCAUCAGUGAAGACGACUCGUCCCUGUCCCACCUCAAGUCAUCCAUCACCAACUAUUUCGGCGCGGCUGGGCGGUUGGCCUGUGGGGAGAAGUACCAGGUGCUGGCUCGGAGGGUCACACCCGAGGGCAAGGUCCAGUACCUGGUGGAGUGGGAAGGGACCACCCCUUAUUGACUAGCCCACACGGGAUGCCAGGGGCCCUGGAAGCCAAGAGACAGUGGAAGCCACAGGCUCCCUGGUUCUCUUCAGGGUGGGGUGAGGAGGGGAGCAAGACAGAGCGGCAAGUGCCUGGCACGGGCCCUUCCUGCCACCCUCCAGGCCAAGGUCUGUGCCUCUCUGCUGUGCCCACUGAGCUCUCGGGCCUCGGCAGGCUCAUCACCCUCUUCCUGUGUCUCUAAGGUCCCAGCGUCUCCACACACUCCGCACUCCUUCAAACUGUCUCCUCGUCCUUUGAAUGUGUCCCCCUGGCUCUGGAUGCUUCUUCCUGAAGCCUGGAUCUUUGUCCCCAAGUUUGUGUCACUUACCUCUCACCCCUUUGGGUAUGUGUUGUCCCUCACAGCUGACUCAUGGGCGGCCAGUCCUCCCAGGGACCACGUUAUGAGAACAGGAACCUCUGAGAAAGAUGGAUGAAGGUGGGAGCUUCUCUCCCCCACUUCCCUUUCCCCCACCCGAGCCUGGGACGAGGCAGUGAGGGUAGAAGCCCCUGAAGCCUGUGGCAGGGCCCUGGGGCUCUCAGGAUCCGAGGAGUGGAGAGGCUGGGUCUCUGCCUCGGGAGGUACCAGUGCCCGUGACGGCUGCAGUGUCAGCGUCUGCGCUCCCGGUUUUCCUGUCCUUGGCCACGCCUCUCGGUUAUGGGGCUGGGCCUGGACAGAGGUGGCCUCGAAACCCUGAGGGACAGGGAGAGGAAGAGGGAGGAAAGGAAGGUGUGUCAUGCUAAACCUCAGACCCUUUCCUACGCCUCCCUCCCCCAGACCAACACACACACACACACACACCCAGCGUUCAUCCGCAUGUGCCUUCAUGCUCAGGCACAAACACGUGGCUCCCGGUCUCCAGGCGCGCGUACACACGCACACACCCAGUGUUCAUCCGCAUGUGCCUUCAUGCUCAGGCACAAACACGUGGCUCCCGGUCUCCAGGCGCGCGUAUACACACACACACACACACA